AUGGGUUCUGAAAAAAUCAUUGAACUGAAUUAUAUGUUAAUGCUAAACGCCUUCAUCCAUGGCAGGGCUGGGAGUUCGUGCCCGUAUAUAUUCUGCGCACUCAGUAAGGCCCUCCUAGCCGCAGGCAAGGGAUUCGCACGUACUGAUUUGACUUCCAUGACUCCUGGAGUCUUUGUGCCUAUCACUGGGUUAAAAAUCCCAGUUUCUCGUUAGGCAGAUGUCACCUUAGAGCCUCCUUGUUGAGGUAUUUUAUCACACCCCUCGGCUUUUGCUGCUCCCUGCCCUUUCCAAUAAUGGUCUUUGAGGCAAACCCUAAGUCCCAUAAUUCAGCUUCCUGGGCUAAAGAAAAGCCUAACAGGAUUACAGACUUCUCUUUGCUCCCUUCACACUGGGCGGUUCCCUGCUGGUGUUGAAUAAAAAGGGUCAGAAUGUCGGGUGGUCUGUUAUCACCAUUUUUAUGUAUAUCAACUGAAUUUUAUAAGAAAUGAAAAUCAUGAAAAAGCUGUGAUUGCAUUCCCAAACACUUGAAAUGAGCUAUUAUUAGAGAUUAUUAAUGCAUUCAGCAUAGAUCCGACUUAUAUUUGAAUCAUUUGGAAUAAAAUCCCAAUCAAGCCAAAAUCAUUUACGAUGAUGAAGGAUUCAGGAGUUUCUAGAUUUAUCUUACUAUUACAAUUGAAAGGUGAGAGGUCUUAUUUUCAGUUUAUUCUUAAGAAUUAUAAACAAUUUCACUCAGAAAUGAAUAGAAAAGUUUUAGAACUUUACAAAACUGUUUUAAUUGAAGGGUCAAGUCUGAUUAAAAGUUUAUAUAUUGAUGAUGAUAUGUUGAUCCCCAAUUUUAAUUAUUUUCUGCUUUUAUUACCCUUUUUGGAUAAUUUAGAGUAUUUAGCACUUGGAUCAAGAAAAAGCAAAAUUAUGAGGAUUUCAAUGUUUUCAGUGCCAAGUUUUCUUGGAGAAAGGUCAUUUACCUUAGAAAAUCGCUUACCAGUGAUAGACUCAUUUUCGAACUUUGAUCAAAUUGGUUUUUUGAACACAUUUGGACAAAUAUUAGCUACCCUUCCAAAACUAGAAUACUUGGAUUUUUCUUAUUGUUUUUAUAAUGAAUAUGGAUUUUAUUUAUUUUUUUGAUGAAAAUUAAAUUUUAAGAAAAAUAGAUUAUGCCUUUACCGAUCUCAGUAGAUUAGGACCACUUUAAAACUUUAGCCUUAACCUUAGUUAAAUUAUCGAGAAGAUCCCUGUGAUAAAUCAAAUGAGUAUUUAUCUCCACGCUGCUUCGUUCAGCCGCAUGCCGCCGCCACACCAGACGAUUAACUCCUCUCCACCUGAAGCUCGCAUCUAGCCGAGAGUAAAUUGGGAUGGGUCACUGCCGUACGCCAGAUGAGAGUUGCCUGCUCGGAAAAAAAAUUUCUAGCCUACUCUCGGCAAAAAGGAAAAACUUAUAGCGCAGGGCGUAAUCCUAAUUUCACGGCAGAGAGUUUAUCCGAUAGGCCUAGAAAGGUUUCAGAGCUUCCCUUUUAAAAUCCAAGCUCUCUUUCUCCUCGAGGCAAAAUCCAGUUCCUGAAAGCGGAUUAAGGCUAGGCCCUAAAGGUAUUAGGAUUAGUUACCUAGCAUACUGUCCGACAGACCUUGCCGUAUAAUUAAAAUACGUGCUCGAAGCUCCAUGGUCAGGCGACCCACAUUUUAAUUAUGACCACUUUGCAGCCACUUUUCAUCAAUAAAAACGCUUAAAGCACUAGAUUUGUCAGGAAUUGCAUUUAACAGAGACGAUACCGAAGUACUUCUAGGCUAUUUAUUACCAUUAGAAAAUCUAAAAUCAAUUGAACUUGAUAACUGCCUGAUAAGCAAUGCCAUUAUGGACCGUUUAAUUGGUGUUUUUGGCCGUGAAUCUCUAUUAGAAAGGCUUAAGUUCCUAUCUUUAAGAAAUAAUCAAUAUCUAGAAGCCAAUAAUUUCACUUUAAGCCGAGCUAUAGAAACCUGCAGAACCCUUGAAGUCCUUGAUCUUUCCUCAUCAAGUUUAUAUCAAAAAGGAAUGUGGAGUAUCCAUUAUGCACUCAUGACACAAAUAAAAUUAAAAAAGUUAUAUCUUGCCAAUAAUUAUUUGCAAAAUUCUGGGGAUUUAAUUGUUGAGUGCUUGCCAAGUUUUAAGCAGCUGACACAUCUAGAUAUUUCGAAUAAUUAUAUAGGUACAGUAUGGAUUAGAAAAAUUGUGGAAUUAUUGCCAAAUUCUAUGGAACUUAUAGAUAUUGGCUACAAUAACUGCAAUUUAGACAUUUUUAUUACACUUAAUGAAAAAAUCCCAUUCUGAAGCAAUCUAAGUACUUUAAAUAUUGCUGGGAUCAUAGAAGGCUGCUCUAUAGUGGGAAACGAAAAUUAUAGUAAUUUCUUGCCAGCUGCCUCUCUAAAAGAAUUCGAAAUUUCUUUUGAAAAUAUUCAUAUCCCAUUUUCUAUCUACCAGCAGCUGUCAAAAUGUCCUAAACUCCGCAUCCUAUCAUUUAGAAAUAUUGGAAUCACUGAGCAAGCUUUUCCACUAUUUAAAGCCAUGAUAGAAUCUUUGGAAAAUCUUGAAGUAGUUUACCUUAAAGACUGCAAAUGCGAAAAAAAUAUUUUGGAAAAAUUAUUUAUAAUUAUAAGAAAUCACCCUAAAAUUUCGGUUGUGGGCUUUGAGGAAAACACAAUGGCUGGAGAUGCAAGAUGGAUGCUUUAUCGGUAUAAUUUACUUAAUAGAGAUUUUCAGCUACACCCAAACUUUGCUGUAGUUAGAAAUAAUAUUGAUAUUCCGGGCGCUAAGGAUAUUGAGAAAUGUAAGCUUUGCAAUUCAAACUGUGGGUAUCCUGAGUUGUGCCAGUGGGCAAGACGAAGGGCGAUACUAAUAUCAAGAAAAUUUAGUCAAAACUAUAAACUUGUUUAA
Molecule: messenger RNA, 2905 nt
Organism: Blepharisma stoltei
Lineage: Eukaryota; Ciliophora; Heterotrichea; Heterotrichida; Blepharismidae
Source: the annotation of a GenBank genome assembly